Molecule: messenger RNA, 7849 nt
Organism: Leucoraja erinaceus (little skate)
Lineage: Eukaryota; Metazoa; Chordata; Chondrichthyes; Rajiformes; Rajidae
Gene: dcbld2
Product: discoidin, CUB and LCCL domain containing 2
Exons: 15
Coding region: 169-2319 (716 amino acids)
Source: RefSeq, a predicted model, not a curated record
AAGUGGUUGACCAGUGAUUGAAAGCAAAGAUCCUUGAUUGAAAGUGAUUGAGAAGUGAGUGAGUGAGUGUGUGUGUGAAGCUAGGGGAAGAGAGAGAGAAAGAGCAGGCAGCCGCAGCGCGAUCGCCCAACGACUCCGCCGCAUUAUGCCUUCCUUUCCCCUCUCGGCAUGGAGGCUGGCACCGUGAGAGGAAAACACACCAGAAAGACCGGCAUCUUUCUCUGCUUGAUUGCGACGUUGAGCAGCGCGAUCGGCCAGAAAGGUGAUGGCUGUGGACACACUGUUCUUGGUCCAGAGAGUGGAACAUUUACAUCAAUAAAUUAUCCACAGACUUAUCCCAACAACACUGUUUGUGAGUGGGAGAUCCGUGUACACCCCAGUCAGAGAAUUAUUUUUAAAUUUGGAGACUUUGAUAUUGAAAACUCUACUUCUUGUCACUUGAGCUACUUACGACUUUACAAUGGGAUUGGUCCAGGCCGAAGAGAAAUUGGUAAAUACUGUGGACCUGGAUUUCAGCGGGAAAGGGUUAUAGAAUCAGAGAGCAAUGAAGUCACUGUUCAGUUUAUGAGUGGGAUUCACAUCUCUGGUCGAGGAUUCCUUGUGUCAUAUUCUACAUCAAAUAAAUCAGAUCUUAUUACGUGCUUGGACAAGGGGAGCCAUUUCUCAGAACCUGAAUUUAGUAGGUACUGUCCUGCCGGAUGCUUGACUCCUUUUGGUAACAUCUCUGGAACUAUCCCUCUUGGCUAUCGUGAUUCGUCACUGCUAUGCAUGGCAGGCGUUCAUGCUGGUGUGGUAUCACAUUUCCUGGGUGGCCGGAUCAAUGUUGUGAUCAGUAAAGGAAUUACAUACUACGAAAAUACUGUUGCAAAUAAUGUCUCCUCAAAAACAGGACAUUUAUCACGUCACCUGUUUACAUUCAAGACAAAUGGUUGCUAUGGAACACUGGGAAUGGAGUCUGGUGUCAUCAGAGACGGCCAGAUCCAUGCAUCUUCAGUUCUGCAGUGGCACGAUCCCUCGGGACAGUUCCACUCCUGGGGGCCAGAAAGAGCACGCCUGAAAAAACCUGGCUCUGCCUGGGCUGCAUUUCACACUGAUGAAGCCCAGUGGCUGCAAAUAGACUUGAAGAAGGAAAAGAAAAUAACAGGUAUAAUUACUACAGGUUCUACCCUGGGUGAAUACGCUUUUUAUGUCUCUGCUUACCGAAUCUUCUCCCGUGAAGAUGGAGAGGAUUGGAAGGUUUAUAAAGAAGCCAACACUGACCUGGACAAGAUUUUCCAAGGAAAUGCCAAUAAUUACCAAGAAGUUCGUAACAACUUCAUCCCACCUAUUAUGGCCCGUUACAUCCAGAUCAACCCAGUGCAGUGGCAUCAGAAGGCAGCACUGAAAGUAGAGUUAUUGGGUUGUCAGCCAUUUCAGCCGUCUUUGGCUCGAGCUCCAGUUCAACCUCGACCUCCUUUGCUCACCACGGAAAUCACUCCAAAGUUGGACAAAACAACAUUUACACCAGAUGUCAAGAAUAAUUCAGUGACUCCCAACAUAUCCAAAGAUGUGGCGUUGGCAGCUGUCCUGGUGCCUGUAUUAGUCAUGGUGCUUACUGCUUUUAUACUGGUUCUUGUAUGUGGCUGGCAUUGGAGAAACAGAAAGAAAACUGUUGAAGCACCAUACAGCCUUAUCUAUUGGAAUCGAACAGUACAAUAUGUCUCAAUGUUACUAACUGGGAAUUAUGGUACAGGCUGGUGGAAGGGAAUGAAGCAGUUUUUGCCUGCGAAAAAUGCUGAGCCUGAUGACACCUCCGUGCGCUACACCAGCAGUGAGAUGAACCGGCUGAGAGCCCGAAAUGGCAGCACAUUGAUCCAAGCAGAAACUGCAGAAUAUGCCCAGCCACUUGUGGCAGGAGUUACGGGAACAUUACGACAGAAGUCCACUUUCAAGCCAGAGGAAGACUCUGAAGCAGGAUAUAGUGACCCAGAUGGCAAUGGGCACUACGAUGCACCUGUGCCAGAGAUCUAUCAUGCCUAUGCAGAACCUUUGCCAGCUUCAAGCCCAGAGUAUGCCACUCCAAUCAUUAUGGAAAUCUCCACUCACCCAACAGGAACCUUGGGGUCUGUGGCUGCCUCCACCUUCAAAUCAUCGUCAAGCACAGGGCCUUCAUUGGCGGGUAAUAUAAACCCCUCUUUACCCCGGACUGAAGGAACUCCUUCUGGACAGACAGGAUAUGAUACACCAAAAGGAAAGAUAAUCCCAGUGUCUGCAGAGGAGCAAGUAUACCAGGUACCAAAUAGCGUAUCACAGAUACCAGCAACAUCAGAUGCUGAAUGAACCAUGGAAUGAGGUCAUCGUACAGAGGGUACUUUGGUGGGGAGAAGGAAGUGAUUUGAUGACCAUUUCCACAGUGAAAGAAACGAUUGUCCAAAGCUAAUGGGUAGGCAUUGCUACCAAUGGUGACUGCUGAGAAACUCUUGCCUAUUACCUCCAAUGGAUGGAACAAGGAUCCUUAUAUAUUUCUGUUCUAUUGCACGUACCUGUAACGUAGACAUCGAUUCAUACUGGCUUGGUAUUUAAUGUCAUCUAAUACCAAAGGGUUAGAUCAUGCAUGACGCAAAAAGACAAAUUAUUUUAAUUCUGGUUAGUCCACUCAGAUUUAGUUUGCCUCAUUUCAAACUGAAGACAAACCAUUGUAACAUCUUCACUUGAGUAUCCCUCUUUCAGAUCUCAAUAUGAUAGACAAAUGCUAAAUCCAAGGGUGCUUUAAUUGAGUAUUGAGAUUAGUGUUAACUGUGCGAAGCGUAUUAGUACUGUAGGUCAAACUCUGGCUUGAUUCCCUUGCAUCUAUAUCACGCAGCAUCUUUGGUUUAAAGGUAGAUCUAUAUCCUGGUUUGAGUUUGGUUAUAUGAAGAAACUAACCUAGUGAUGUAACCCUUAAUAAAGUAUUUUUUUAAGGAUUUAAAUGGUAAUUUUCCUAUUUGACAUUAAAUGUCCUGGAAAAGUAUGGCAUUGUACAAUUGGCUUUCUAUUCAUCAGCAUCCCUUUGAAAUUAAACCAAAAAAACCCCAUGAAACUGCAGUGCCUUUGUAUUUAAUGAUAUGCUACAAUUAGUUUUAAUGUCACAAUUUUAAUGCAAUUCGUUCAACAAUUUUGAUUUAACUCUCAACUGGAUUGAUUGCAGUUACCUAAUUUAUUUGUGCCUUGAGAGAAAGAUGGAGAUAUUGCGCUGAAACAAGUUCCACAUUUCUUCUUGUAACCUAUUCAAAUAAUUGACUUGCAUUAAUAUAUAAGGGUAAUAUACUUGCAAUAUAAUAAUAUAUAUUACAAGGACAUUUGCUAACACCUCUAUCCCUUGCAUGCCUGAGAAUCUAGUAUACCCUUGGCGGCACGGUGGUGCAGCUGGUAGAACUGCUGCCUCAGAUUGUCAGAGGCACAGUUUUGAUCCUGUCCAUGGGUCAAGUAGAGUUUGCAUGAUCUCCUCGUGACUAUAUGGGUGUCCUCCGAUUUCCUCACACAUCCCAAAGCCGUGCAGAUUUGUAGCUCAAUUGGCCUUUGUAAAUUGCUACUAUUGUUUAUUCAAAGGAUGUGAAUGUAGGAUAACAUAAAACUAGUUGUGAAUAAUGGUUGGAAUGGACCUGGUGGACCAAGGGGCCUGUUUCCACGCUGUACUUUUUAAUUCAAUUUAAUUAAUUUCAAAAGAAAAUUGUACACCAAGAAUUGAUGAGAAUACCCAUAAACUUUAGGUUGAAACAUAGGUGAAUUUUCAGACACUCAGCCCCUUGCAUAAAGUCUCGCGCAAUAGCAAGACAAAGUGGAGAUCAGUAUGCCCAAUUUUCUUCAGAAAAUUGUCAAUUGAGUAAGAUUUUAUCGUGAGAGAAGUUGCCAUACAAUCUACUGAUUUACCAUUAAUCAUUUUGCUCAUGGUUUCUCCAGCUCAAACCUUCCCUCUAAUGAUCUACAUCUACCCCAGUCAGCUAAUCUCUCUCUCUGUCCUCAAGGCUGGGUUUGUAAUUGAAGUAAAUGAUCUUUAAAGCAUAGUAUCUUUACCAAUAUCUGGUAAAUUGGAAUUAGUAAGUAAUAUGAUUUAAUCCAAAGGACAUUGAAUGAUGUGUAAUUAUAUCUAACCACCUUGGCUAAGAAACAUGAGAAAGGACAUUUAUUUUGCACUCCUACCAUUUGCAAUUUGAUAAGAGUUAGGACUGUUUCCAUUUGGCACUGGACCCCCAUUUUAUUGACCGGCUGGUGACUUAUUCCAAAUUGGGGUUUUUUUCCCCAUUUUAACAUGGCAUUUAACCUCCUCCCCCCAGUAUGAAUCAAAUCUCUACAAGGAUGUACUUUUUGUUGCUUUACACAUUUACUGUAGUCGGUAUAUUAUGUGUAUAUUUUGGUAGAAUUUAGAAUAUAUACAUAGAAUGGAAGAUUUUUUUUGAUGAUUUUAUAUGUGAUAGAAAUAUAUCUCCACAAAUUACCAGAUGGGUAAUUGAUAGAAAAUGAUUGGAACCCUCAGUCCUAACAGCAUUAUUUAACUGGUUGAAUCUUUCUAAUGCUCUGUUAGAAUGGCUUAAAUUCAUUCCACGCUGUAAACUUGUCCUGGAUUGAGGCCAUUUGCUUUAAAACAGAACUUAAAUAUUAUUUCUUCAAUAUCUGAAUUUUGUUGAAAUUUAACUGUUCCUUUUCAAGAAUUCAUCAAACAUUGUCCAUGUUCAAACUAUAUGAAGUUACCACAGAGGUAAGAUGGAUUAUAGUGAUGUCCAUGCUAGCCCAGUGAAUGGAGCUAGAUUGAAAAUUUAGACCACCAUCCCAAUAAAUGGAUGCAAUCAUUGUAAUAAAAUAAGAAAUGCUGGACCAUGUCAGGCAACAGUAAUAAAGAGAGAAGCAGUUAAUGUUUCAGGUUUAACUGGAAAAGUAAGAAAACAGGGGCGAUUUACAUUGUAGAGAGGGGGUCUGUUUUUGCCUCCGAGGACUGAAUAAGAAUCGGAGAGGAAAAGAUAAGGAGGAAUAAAUCGAGUCAGUGGGAGAGAAAGAUCCAAAACAUUAUGGUGUUCUGAUGCAGCAUAAUGUAUCCUUCAUUAAUCUAAAGUUAAUGGGGUGUAAGUGUCUUUGACCUGAAAGGUAACUUUCUGUUCAGUGACCACCGGAAAGGGAAAGAUUUCUGAUAGGGGGAUAUUUGCCUUUUUUAUGUAAGUUUUGAAAGAAACAAUAAGGUUCUUUCAAGGAUUGAAGAACAAAAUAAUAUUCUAUUGCCAGUGUAAGCGGAGGUCUUCCUCACUGGGUAUCCAAACUGAGCCAAGGAAACUAAAGGUAUCAUCUGAGACAUCAGAACCCUGAAACUGCACCUUUUUACGAAAAUUGUAUAUAUGUAAUUGUAUUGAAAAUUCCAUCUUUAAAUUUCACUGACAGUAAUGAAAUGUGUCCUGCAGAUGGCGCUAUUGUGAGCCUGGACAAUUCUGAUCUGUUGAAAUUUGUUGAAACUUCCAGGACAUCCACAAUUGCAUAUUCUGUCUGAAAGGGUGGUGGAAGCAGGGUUUAAUUAAUUAUUUCGAAAGGAAGUAGGACAGAACUUGAAAAAGGAAAAUAUUUUGGAACUGGGGGGGGGAAAGAGCAGGGUUGUGACCCUAAAUGGCCAAAAUUGUUUUAUCGUUUUUAUCUCUACUUGGAUAUUUCUACUCUUUUAUGGGACAUUUGGGAACUAUGAAUGAUAGACAAUAGGUGCAGGAGUAGGCCAUUCAGCCCUUCGAGCCAGCACUGUUUUGUAGUACUUUUGAUAAACGCCAUUUCCAUAUGGUCAGGAAAAACCUUCAAACUUACUUUGAACAAGAAUAUAUUUAGACUUAUCUGGUGAAUGAUCUAUACCAGAGUAGGUUGAGGUAGUGGUUUAAUGUAGGACUCUAGAUUCAUGAAGUAAAAGACAAAAGUUAUAAUUAUCAAAUUAGGAUAUUUUGAAAACGGUUGAAUUGAGGAAAUUUCUCCAUCAAAAAAAUGUUUAUAUCACAGCAUCCCUUUAUUUUAGUUCCAUUCAUAUACUCUAUUCUAAUGGCUUUAAUAAUUCCAAACCCUAUUUAACCUUUGUUCUUAUAAAUUUAUUAGUCUCGUCAACUGGAACUUGGUGCUCUUCAGCAUUCACAGAAUGGUGAAUGCUGAAGAGCACCAGGCGGUGAUUGUUUUAAGGCACAAACGUUAUUUUAAUUUUCCCUCCAAGACUGCCAUGGUGAGAAAGAAAAUCUGUUUUAACAUUUGAAUAGUUUUAAGUGUCCUAAGAUCAGAUAUGAUACCAAUGUUAAUUAAAAAUCAGUUUGGGGUAGAUAUACUGCUUCAACUCAGAACUUUAUUUUAUAGCGAUGAAAAUUCGUCAAGCUUAUCAAAAUAAUAAAAGCAAAUGUGAAGUGUUUUCUUUAAAGCAUGACUGGUUUACAUAUUUAAAAUUGCUAGACAAUGCACUCAAAAAAACUAUCCCAAAUAAAACCACGUGUGGUAACCAUAACUGAGACAGUGGUUUUGUCUGGUCCUCAAUAACUUCUUUCAGCUAUUGAGGUCAAGUUGAAAUCAAUGAAAAAAGGAGCAAAUCAAAAUGUCACCAAUAACUUGUAGCUUUUCAAGAAAAUUCAACCAGUGAGACUGAGGAUAUUUUAAAGAGGAACUAGAGAGUGAUUGCAGAGUCACUGCUUGAUAAAAGGUACGUACUGCUGGAAAAUUGGAAUCCCUAAUGAAAUUCCAUAGAAAGACACUACUGCCACCACUAGGGAGGCUUCUUUGUUCUAUAGUGUUUUACAAAGCUUGCAGUAAGGAGUGAUAGAUCUUUCAAAUUGAUUUAUUUCUGUGAAAUAAUGGUCUCAAUUAGUAUUUGCUCUGCAAUACGACAGUGCAAACUGCAUUCUUUUAGUAGGGUGUAAUUGCCAGCACACCACAUAUUUUAUGAUUAUAUUUUUAACAUAGUACAUUCUGAAUCUGUUCACAGAAGGGGCAGUAAUUUCACAAAGACCUCUCCUGGCACCUCUCCGUUGCUGUCCAGUACUACCAGGAUUUGCUGCAUACUGCAUUCUUUACUGAGAGUGUAAUUGCCAACACAACAAAAUAUUUUAUGUAAAAGUACUUUUUUAAAUCUGUUCGCAGGAAUGGUAUUUUACAAUAAUCACGUGACCUUUCCUCUGGUGUUGCCCAAACCACCCGUUUUUAUCCAUCUCUUAUCAGCACAGUAAUCACAUCUUAUUAAUUGUCUUUAUUAUUUUUAACCUGGCUUUGUGUGUGCACUUCAGCUUUAUCUUUUGAGGGUUUGUAAGAAGUUUUUUUUUUUUAAAUGACUGGAGCUGAGCUUAUUUUACUCAGUCAGUGUAAUGCACACAAAAUGUGAACAAAGCCUGGAACUUAACAUUGAAAUGUUACGUAAAAAGUAGAUCCAGUGCAGAGAAUCACUGGUGAUGUUGCAACACAAAAUUAGACAGUCAACCAAUGUGUGUGGCCUUGCACAGCGAUUUGUCACUGUCUGUAUUUUGUAAGAUGCACCUUGUUAUUUUUAUGUUAAUCACUGAAUUUGUGUUGAAACUGCAAGAGAUUUUUCGUGAUAGAAGAUUGUGAGAGUUCUAUUAUUACAGCCUUGUCUUCACCUCAAUAUUUUUAAGACAAUCUUGGUUCCGUUUUUAUCAGUCAAAAUAUGCAUCGUUUUCUGCCUUAAUUUUGUAUUGGUGUCAAAAAACUGCUUUAUUUGAAUUUAGUGCGGACAGUUCUACACAAUGUAGAAGCCAUUAAGUUUAUUCAUUUUUACUUAAAAAUUUUAAAUAACUUAGUGCGAAUACUGUACUGUCACAGUUAAAAAGAACUGUUGAUUUAAGUGAAUUUCGUAUGUAGUAAAAUAAAAACAAUGAAAUAA